Elephantulus edwardii (Cape elephant shrew) is the source of this 999-nucleotide messenger RNA. It is a transcript of the gene NEIL2, whose product is annotated as nei endonuclease VIII-like 2 (E. coli). The record is from RefSeq and is a predicted model, not a curated record. Gene Ontology annotation, cellular component: nucleus. Gene Ontology annotation, molecular function: DNA N-glycosylase activity; damaged DNA binding; zinc ion binding. The transcript has 4 exons. Bases 1 to 999 code for a protein of 332 amino acids. Gene Ontology annotation, biological process: base-excision repair. Lineage: Eukaryota; Metazoa; Chordata; Mammalia; Macroscelidea; Macroscelididae.
AUGCCGGAAGGACCAUCUGUGAGGAAAUUUCACCAUUUGGUCUCCCCUUUUGUGGGGAAGCAAGUGAUCAAGACAGGAGGUAGCAGUAAGAAGCUAAACCCUGCCAGCCUGCAGUCCCUGUGGCUCCAGGACACCCAGGUCCAUGGAAAGAAGUUAUUCCUUAGAUUUGAUCCAGAUGAAGAAAUGAGGCCUGAUGGGAAAAAUCCAUUAUUUGAGUCUGUUAAAAAAGGAGAUGGAGAGGAAGAUACUGCAGAUCAAGCACAGAUCUUGGGUCCCAAAGGACCAGAAAUCUCUGAUCAGUCCUCCAUGUCCAAAGAUCUUACUUCCUUUGAAGAAGAGAAUUCACGUUAUUUGAGGGAAGACACGCAUGCAGGAUAUAUGGAACGGUGGCUCCAUGUCCACUUUGGUUUGUUUGGCAGCAUUUGGGUGAAUGAAUUCUCCAGAGCCAAGAAAGCGAACAAGAGGGGAGACUGGAGGGAUCCUGUCCCAAGAUUGGUUCUACACUUUGAUGGUGGUAAUUUCCUGGCGUUUUACAAUUGUCAGAUGUCUUGGAGCUCUUCGCCAGUGGUAAAACCCAGUUCCGACAUCUUGUCUGAGAAGUUUCAUCGAGGACAAGCCUUGGAAGCUCUGGGCCAGGCUCAGCCUGUCUGCUAUACACUACUGGACCAAAGACACUUUGCAGGAUUAGGAAACAUCAUUAAGAAUGAAGCCUUGUACAGAGCAGGAAUCCAUCCUCUUUUUCCUGGUUCUCUCUUAAGUUCUUCGAGUCUUGAAUCUCUCGUGGAUCAUGUGUUGGAGUUCAGUACCAGCUGGCUGCAGGGGAAGUUCCAGGGCAAACAGCAGCACACUCAGGUCUACCAGAAGGAGCAGUGCCCUCUUGGGCACCAGGUCAUGAAGGACAUGUUUGAGUCUCCCGGUGGGUUCCAGAGACUAACCUGGUGGUGCCCACAGUGCCAACCAAGGGUGCCAACCAAGGAGCCAGAGCAGAUCCAGCUCUGA